UACUUCCUUUUCUGAGCAUCCUUAUAAACCAAUCACAGCAGCCUGUUAGUCCCAGAUCCACUCCACUCUCCACUGCAACCUGUGCCAUCAUGCCACUCAGAGCCAACCUGCUACUGGCAGUAACUGCCCUCUGCUGCUUUGCCACAGUGUUUGCCUUCCCUAUGGAGGGAUUUACCAUGGAUCACCAGUGCCACUGUUUAAGCACCACAAACGACUACAUCAACUCUCGAUGGUUUCAAAGAAUUGAGAUCUUGCCUGCUGGGUCACACUGCCGCAAAAUUGAAAUUAUAAUCACCUUGAAGGACAAAAAAACUGUGUGUGUGGAUCCUGAGGCAAACUGGGUCCAAAAACUCAUCAAUAAAGUCAUUCAAAGCCGAAAACGUGGGCAGAAGUGAGAAGUGCCAUCUGUGUAGCCUGAAGAUGACGAAAGUGCACACUUUCUCUUCACUCAAAAUGAACUUGGCAUUUCAUCAUAAAAAAAGUCUAUGCUGAUGAAACUUUUUAAAACAUCUUUUUUUUUUCUUGUUGAAAACUGUUGAAAACCCUGUUGAAAACUGUUUAGAUUGAUAUAGUGCAUAAAAGACUACCGUUACAAAGUGAGCCCUGCUUAUAGAAUAUGUGUGACACACAAACAUAUUUGGUCUUUGUGUAUGGGAAAACUUAUUAAACUGUGCUUCAUUAUACCUGCCAUAUGCUAUAACUGAAUAAAUCCUUAUAAAGCAAA
This is a messenger RNA of Ictalurus punctatus (channel catfish), 724 nucleotides long. Its product is annotated as alveolar macrophage chemotactic factor. The coding region runs from base 90 to 395 and encodes 101 amino acids. Gene Ontology annotation, biological process: cellular response to lipopolysaccharide; neutrophil chemotaxis; antimicrobial humoral immune response mediated by antimicrobial peptide. Gene Ontology annotation, cellular component: extracellular region. NCBI's taxonomy places the organism in Eukaryota, Metazoa, Chordata, Actinopteri, Siluriformes, Ictaluridae. Gene Ontology annotation, molecular function: CXCR chemokine receptor binding; chemokine activity. The transcript is spliced from 4 exons. The record is from RefSeq and is a predicted model, not a curated record.